Rotaria sp. Silwood1 is the source of this 1145-nucleotide messenger RNA. The record is from the annotation of a GenBank genome assembly. Lineage: Eukaryota; Metazoa; Rotifera; Eurotatoria; Philodinida; Philodinidae.
UGCUCAAGAUUAUUUUGAUCAUAAAUUAGAUUUUAUUCAUCAACAUAAACAAUAUCAAAAAUUAAUUAUUAAACAUGGAGAACCUUUUUUUAACAAAUCAAAAUCAGGUUAAUACCGUUUUUUUCUUUUACAUAUUUAUAUAUAUAUAUCUAUUUUUUUAAUCUUAUUCAAAGCAAAGAAGAUUUUCAUUAAAUUAAAUUUGCUUUUAAAUAUUUUAUUGUUGACGUUCGAAGUACUAAGAAUUCUUAUCCGAUUUAUAUUUGACAUAUGAUGCAGCCUGGAUUUAUAACCCUAGGAAUAUUGCUUUUCUUUUAAAUUCGAGAUAUUUGUAUAGUCAGAUUGUUUAUUUAUUAGAAUGAGAUAUUAAUCAUAGGUACUAUCAUAGAAUUCUAUAUGAAUAAGAUCUAUCGUCAUAAAUUGUAGGCCAAUGAAAACACUAGUUUAUUCCCUAUAUACCAAUUCAAUUGAAUAAGAAGAAAAACGUUAAAAGAUUAUUUUUUUCAUAUGUUCAAAUAUUUUUUAUGCAUAGAUUAUUAAUGUGAGAUACUCGAAUUAUGUUAAUCAAUGAUAUGAGUUUUUCUUAGAAUUGUCUGAAAGGUUGACAAGUUUUUGAGAAGAUUGUUUUUCUUGUUCAUAUAAUAAAAAUGUUUUAUUGGAAAUGCAUCUAUCUAUUUUUUCCAUGACAAAUAGAAAUUUGAAAAACCUUUACUUAGUUAUAAUCUUCACUUUUGUUUUGAUUUCAUCAAUAAAAAAUCAAAUAAAUUUGUGAUGAUUGUCUUCAAAGCAAGAUAUCCUCUUUCAAAAACAUUUAAUCAAUUCAAAUAAGAAGAUCUAUUUAGAUAUUUUCUAUUAAUCAUUGAAAAAUGAGAUGUUAAUCGAAUAUUUAGACAAAUGUGAAUGAGAAUAAAUUAGAAUAAUAAAAUAUUAAAUAGUAAUUGUAUAUUUGUAGGAAUUAAAAAGCUCUUUAUAUUCGUCAAGAUUUAUUGAAAGUUCAAUUUGAACUUGCCGAUGAAAAUGAUAUAAAAAUUGAAAAGAAAAUUCCAUCAUCAAUGACAAUAGCAAAAUUAAAAACAUUUGUUCGUCGAUUAUUUCCAUCACAAUUAACAAAUGAUAUUCAAUUUAAUUUAUUUGUUAUUAUUGAUUAA